Messenger RNA from Nicotiana attenuata, 5750 nucleotides. RefSeq lists its product as uncharacterized. Lineage: Eukaryota; Viridiplantae; Streptophyta; Magnoliopsida; Solanales; Solanaceae. Bases 209 to 5497 code for a protein of 1762 amino acids. The record is from RefSeq and is a predicted model, not a curated record. The transcript is spliced from 13 exons.
UUGGACUCAUUUUUACGGUUAAACCCCAACGGAACUGUAACACAAUUCAUUCCCAAUUCGCUCUCUUUCUUCAAAUUCAUGCAUCGAAACAUCAACAAAGCAUCGUGAAAACACAGAUCGGAUCACGCGCUUACGGCGGAACACGGCGGAGCAGAGUCUCUUCCGUACAACAUUGCCGCUUGUUUGACACUUUCAGUUUCUCUCAAGGAUGUCUGUUGAUGCUGAGUUUCCCUAUGGUCCAUCCAUCUUAACUGACGAGAAAAUGCCAGAAGUGGGGAAUCCAGCUGUUCCAUGCCAAACUUCAUCUAGCAAUGAUGCUGUUGUGUUUACAAAAGAAACUUCGAACUGCCCUGCUGAUAAUGGUCAAAUGAAACGUAAUACAGCGUCAGAGAUAACAGGCAUUGAAGAAAUGAGUGGUGAAUCUGGUGGUUCAGACAAAAGUAAUGAUGAUGAAAAAUUAAGUAAAGGAAGUGCAGAAGCUGCAAAAGCAGAUGGCAACAAUGAAGACAAGUUACAAAGUGACCAAAGUGAGAACGCUGAAAAUGCAGACAGUGAUGGUCAAGGGGCACCGAGCAUGGUCACAGAAAUUAAAGGUGUCAAUGAAAUAGGAGGUGAUUUUAAAGGAGAUGUCCAAUUAGUAUGUGAAGAAAGUGCAGAUACUGAAAAGGUAGAGAGCAGUGGCCAAACUGCAGCUAGCACUGUUAUAGAGAUAAAAGCUGUUGAAGAAAUUAAGGGUGAAUCUACUGGUUCAAGGAAAAAUGAUAAGAGUGUGGAUGCUGAAGAGGCGAAUAUCAACAGUUCAAUGGCUGUCAACCCUGUUAUUGAGACAGUAGGCAUGGAAGAAAUGAGAGGCGAAUCUAGUGACCCUCGCAGAAGUAAUGAUGGCAGCAGUGAAGAAAGUGGGGAAGCUGAAAAAGCAGACAGCAGCUGCCAAAGGGCACCUCACUCAGCCAUGGAGAUGACGACAUUGGAGAAAAUGGGAUGUCUAUCUAGUUUUGUAGAGAACAGCAGCGGAUACAUUAAUGGUCAAGAGCCACCCAACACAGUCACCAAAAUCAAAGGAAUUAAUGAAAUAGGAAGUGAUUUUAAUGGUGAUGUCAAAUUAGUAUGUGAAGAAAGUGCAGAUACUGAGAAGGUAGAGAGCAAUGGCCAAGCGUCACAUAGCACUGUUACAGAGAUUACAGCCAUUGAAGAAAUUAGGCCUGAAUCUAAUGGUUUAAGCAAAAUUGAUGAUAGUGUGGAUGCUGAAAAGGCUGGUAGCAACAACUCACUGGCUACCGACAUUGUUACUGAGAUCAGUGAAUUAGAAGACGAAUCUAAUGGUGCAGAGAAAAUUAACAAUGUGUCUGAGAUCACUGGAAUACAAGUUGAGUCUAAUGGUGCAGAGGAAAUAAGUGAUGAUAAACUAGCAUGCCAAGAGAGCACAAACACAGAAAAAGGAGGUGAUUCUAAUGGUGAUGUCAAAUUAGUAUGUGAAGAAAGUUUGGAUACUGAGAAGGUAGAGAGCAAUAGCCAAGCGGCACCUAGCACUGUUACAGAGACUACAGCCAUUGAAGAAAUUAGGCCUGAAUCUAAUGGUUUAAGCAAAAUCGAUGAGAGUGUGGAUGCUGAAAAGGCUGGUAGCAACAAUUCACUUGCUACCGACAUUGUUACUGAGAUCAAUGGAUUAGAAGAUGAGUCUAAUGGUGCCGAGAAAAUUAACAACGUUUCUGAGAUAACUGGAAUACAAGUAGAGUCUAAUGGUGCGGAGGAAAUAAGUGAUGAUGAACUAGCAUGCCAAGAGAGCACAAACAGUGAAAAAGGAGGUGAUUCUGAUGGUGAUGUCAAAUUAGUAUGUGAAGAAAGUUCAGAUACUGAGAAGGUAGAGAGCAAUGGCCAAGCGGCACCUAGCACUGUUACAGAGAUUACAGCCAUUGAAGAAACUAGGCCUGAAUCUAAUGGUUUAAGCAAAAUCGAUGAGAGUGUGGAUGCUGAAAAGGCUGGUAGCAACAGUUCACUGGCUACCGACAUUGUUACUGAGAUCAAUGGAUUAGAAGAUGAGUCUAAUGGUGCAGAGAAAAUUAACAAUGUUUCUGAGAUCAUUGGAAUACAAGUUGAGUCUAAUGGUGCAGAGGAAAUAAAUGAUGAUAAACUAGCAUGCCAAGAGAGCACAAACACUGAAAAUGCAGACAGCCAAAUUCAGAGUGUAUCCAACGUGGUCAGUGAAAUCAAAGGAACUGAAGAUAUCGAAGGUGAAUCUGAUGUCGCAUACAAAAGGACUGAUGGAAACUCAACCUGUGGAGAAAGGAAGGAUGCUGAAGCAAUGAAUAGUGGAAGUCCAGUUCAUACAGGCAUUGAUGCUGUCACAUCUGGAAAGGAGAGCACGAAUAACCCGGUUAAUGAUGUUCAAAAUGUGCACAACACUGUCUUCGAGACUAUAUGCAAUGAAGAAAUUGGAAGUGCCUCUAAUGGUGACAAAGAUAUAGAUGACAAAGUGAUGCGCCAAAGAGAUGAGGAGUCUAAAAGAUUGCAGAGUGAUGGUCUAGCUAGUGAAGGGAUGUCCAGUGAUGCUGAAUUUUCACGUGGCCUGUGUAUUUUAGCUGAUGCAAGACUGUCUGAAGUAGAGAAUUCUUUUACUUCGAUCAGCAGAGACAUGUCUAGCAAUGAUGCAAUUGCGUGGGGAAAUGAAACUUGUGAUAGCUGUAUUUCUCAUGGUCAAAGUCCAGUGGACAUGGUUCAAGAGACCAAUGGUAAAGAAGUAGAACAUGAAUCUAAUGGUGUGGACAGAAGUGGGGAUGAUAAACUGAUGUGCGAAGAAAUUGAGGAUGGCAAAAGAUUCAACUGCAGUAGUCUAGCUGCUGAAGGGAUGUCUUGUAAUACUGAGUUUUCCCAAGGCCUAUCUACUUUCGCUGAUUCAAACUUUUCUGAGGUGGGUAAUUAUUGUGCUUCAAGUACUAAAGACAUGUCUAGCAACGAUGCUUUUGGGGUCAAAAAUGAAGCUUUGUAUAGCUGUGCUGAUGAUUCUCGACUGGGACCUAACUUGGUCAAAGAGGGUAGUGGAGUUGAAAAUUUGGAAGGUGUAUCGAAUGGUGUGGACAACAGUAUUAACAACGGAAUACUUUACGAGAACUGCGGGGAUACUGAAAAAUCGCACAUUGGUUCAGAUAAUGUGGGGGUGCAUGGUGAUGCUGAAGUUCCCAUUGACCAGUCUGUUUUAGCUGAUGUAAAAUUGUGUGAAGUUGGGAACUCUUCUGCUUCAAGUAAUAAAGAUGUGUGUCGCGAUGUUGUAUCUGGAAAUACUUUAAAUGAGCCUGUUCAUGACAGUAAAAUGGUGCCCAUGCCUUAUACGGCUAUAGAGUUCAAUGGCAUUAAGAAAGAUGAAGGCGAAUCCAGUGUUGCAGACCAAACCAGUGAUGACAAAUUUUUACAUGAAAGUGAAGAUGCUGAAAAACCACAGAGCACAAAUAUUGAUGAAAGGAUGUCUGGCUUAGAGUUGUCUGUAGCGGGAAAUACUUCCGCUCCAAGCACUAGAGAUGUUCCUAGCAAUGAUGCUGUGACAUUUGGGAACGAGACUUUGACUUGCCCAAUCGAAAUUGAUCAAGAGUCAGCCAAGAUGAGCAUAGAGAUUGCAGGCGCUGAAGAAACGGGAGGUGGUUCAGACAGGAGUAAUGAUGACAAACUAAUGUGUGAUCAAAGUGGGGAUGCUGAAAUUUCAAGUACUAAUGAUGUGUUGACCACUUCGGCUGAGUGUUCCUCCGUGGACGCUGUGGCUGUAAGGGAUAUGAAUGUGAGUGCAGCAAAGGGAUUUAACUUCCUGAUAAGGAUGCCUAGAUUUGAUGAUGAAAAACUCCGAGAACGUAUCAGAGUAGCUGAGCUAAAUGUUGAUGAGAAGACGCAGCACAGGGAUGCCUUUAGACAAAAAAUCCGAAACAAAAGAGUCAAUUGCCAAACUCAUGGUGCUGAAUUUGAAGCUGCCAAAACUCAAGAGAGAGAUGCUAGAAAGCAAGUUAGGACAAAGCGUGCAGAGAUCUCAACUCUUCAAGAUGUGAUUGAUAAAGCAAAGAAUGCAGUUGCCAUUGAUGAGAUUGACAAUAGGAUUUGUAAUAUGGAACACAUUAUUGGGCAUGAAACUCUACCUUUGAAGGAGGAAAAGCUCCUAAUUCGUGAAAUCAAGCAACUGAAGCAGCUUCGUGGGCAGAUUUCAUCCAACAUUGGCAGGCAGGAUGAAGUGCAGAAGGCUCUGGAUGAGAGAGUUGUAAACGAAGAGCAAUUGAGGAUCUUGAAGAAAGAGCUUGAUAACCUUAAGGUCAAGGCCUCAAAAGCUGAAACAAUUGCGAUGGCAGCUAGCCGAAAAUAUGAAGAUGAGAGUCGAAAGCUCAAAGAAUUGCAAGCGCAGUUUAAAGCUGCAGAUGAUAUCCGACAAGAAGCAUAUGAAGAAUUGCGGAAUUUAAAAAAGGGAUUCUAUGAGAAGAAUGUUCAUUUCCGGACAUACAAGGAUGAAGCGACUUUGGCUAGUGAUCAUGCACGAAAGAGAGAAAUGGAGGCUCUUAAUCACCUCUGUGUGAAUCAGGUCGAAAGGUACAUGGAACUUUGGAAUAAGAAUGAUGAGUUCAGAAAGGAGUACAUCAGGUGUAAUACAAGAAGUACGUUGAGGAGAUUUGGGACCUUGGAUGGUCGUACACUUGGCCCUGAUGAGGAGCCAACUGUACUUCCCAGUUACGUGGAGCAAAGAGCUGCUAGGCUGGUUACUCGUGUAGAUAAAGCUAAUUUUGUGUCACAAGCUCCAGUCUCUCAGCAAGAAAAGCAAGCAGUAGUUUUAAAGGAUGAAAUUAAGGAUGACAAAAUCACGACGCAAGCAGCAGAAAAAAUGAACCCGAUUGAGAAAAUGAAAGAAGCUCCGAAACCAAUUCAAAGAGAGAUGAGUGUGGUUGAUGAGCCAAAAGAGGCCGAGCAACUGCAAACUGCUCAGGAGCUGGAGGCUGCUAGAAAGGAGGAGGAACAGAGGAAGCGUGAGGAAGCAGCCAGGUUGAAAGAGCAACGACGGUUGGAGGAGAUUGCAAAGGCUAAGGAGGCAUUAGAAAGGAAAAGACGCAAUGCAGAAAAGGCCCAACUGAGGGCUGAAUUACGAGCCCAGAAGGAAGAAGAACAGAGACUGAAGGAGAAGGAGAAAAGACUGCGAAAGAAGGAAAGGAAGAAGGGUGCUGUAGGUGAAACACAGACCGAAACUAAUGAUGGUGAAACUGCUCUGAUUUCCACCAGCCCGAGAGAAACUGUCAAGGAGCCGGAGGCUACUGAGAAUCCUCAAACGACCACUAAGAAACCUCAGAAACCAUCUCAAUAUACAAAGCAAAUCAAGACAAAAUCCACCAUUCCUCCCCCGCUUCGCAACAGAAGCAGAAGGAAAUUGCAGCAAUGGAUUUGGUUAACUAUUUCUUGCUUGGUUGUUAUUGCUCUAUUUUUUCUAGGAAACAUUGGCUUCUUCACCAAUUUGAAGCAGCGAGGAAGCCCGAGAUUUUAGUGCCUUAACCUUGUUGGUUUUGGCUUGAAGUGAGACAGAUUGCUUUAUUUUACAGAUGGAAUAGGCCAUUCUUUUACUCUAUACAUAUAGUGUUGGUUCAUCAUAGUUUUGAACAUUCUUGGUUCUUAUUAGUAGUGAUAAGACAUUUUAAAACAACAGAUAUAACAUUUUCAUAUAUUGGUAUUUAUUGCAAAACAUAUGUGUAAUAAUCCCAUUGAUUGCCUUGCUUGCUUAAUUAUCCUGCUACAUGGUA